Molecule: messenger RNA, 1773 nt
Organism: Synchytrium microbalum
Lineage: Eukaryota; Fungi; Chytridiomycota; Chytridiomycetes; Synchytriales; Synchytriaceae
Exons: 9
Coding region: 1-1773 (590 amino acids)
Source: RefSeq, a predicted model, not a curated record
AUGGAGUAUAUUGCAGCCAGCAACACGCUGCAAUACCCCUCGUCAGGGAGAGCGAGGCAAUCUAGUAAAGUCGAUGUGAAAAAACCUAUGUCGUGGAUGGAACGAAUGCAGCCUUCGAAUUGGAGGAUUCCGUUGUGGGUUUUAUUAAUGUCAUGGAAGGCCGUCUUCACUGGCGCUUUAGCACUAGUCAUUGGUCUCCUAAUGAGAGAAGCUACAGCCGUUUCAGAAGAUUUAGGUUCUCAUCUCGCAGAUGCAGCAAUGAAAAGUGCCUACUUGUCAAUCGACGGCAUUAUGGGUAGUAUUGAGGACUCUAUGAUUACAAUGACUGAGAAUUCACUCGUGAAUUCACUGGUUAAUUUGGAUCCCAAUGUGCAAAACACAGGAAUCAGUUCCAUUGACAUGAGUACUCAUAAUGAUGUAUUGGGUGGGCCAUUAUAUUCAUCGUGCUAUCCAUAUUCGCAAUGUGCUGCAACAGGGCUAUCGAUUGGAGAUAUCUCGUUUAUGGGAUAUAAUCGAUUGGGGGCAGCGAUUAGCGCUCCUGAUAUAUUUUAUCUGCAAGACAACAGCACAUACUAUGACCCAGUUUCCCCUGGUCGCAAGUUGUACACGAGGGCCAUGAAUUCCAAUUACAAUGCGAUCAUCAACUCGUCAUUAUUUUUGCAGACCAAAAAACUAGAUGCAGUCUCAAAUACAUCUGCUGUAUUGCUCUCACAAGGGUGGUUGAACUUCAAGACUGUUCCGUUUUGGGGCUCGAAUGUAACGCCUAUACAGAAGACUUUUGCACCUGAUGCGGUUACCUUUACAAGUUAUCUAUUCUAUUAUCGGGUUGGCUGGUAUGGAUUGCCUUACAACCAAAGCAACAGUGGUCAUUGGAAUCACGCUGCAUGGAUGGCUAUAUCGGUACCAGGAUUCGAAUCCGAGCUAUCUGGAUUGAAUCCCUCAACCAAUGGACUGAUCUAUAUCAUGAAUUCUGAUGGACUCAUGAUUUCCUCAUCAACACCAAAUAUCAGUCAGAUUGGACUCACAGACGCCCAAUACUCAGCGUGCAGCAGUCCUAACGAUGUCGUUGCAUCAUCAUGCAAGUUCCUAGUUUCCACAUAUGGAAAUAUUUCAGCAAUCCCCAAUCUCUCACCUCCGUUAUUUGCAAACACUGCAUCGGGACAGCACUUAGUAUCUGCUAGAUGGAUGCUUAGGAGUAAUGUCGCAUGGGUAAUCGUAUCAUGCAUCCCAAGAUCCGACAUAUAUGCUGGAAUCGACGCAACAACAUCUUCCGUUAUAAUAGCUACCGUCAUGAUUGGAGUUGUGGGAGGGUGUGUCUCCGCGGCUCUCUUCACGUUUGCAAUUACCAAACCGUUAUUUACGUUAAAAAAAUUGAUGGAGGAUGCACGACACUUGGAUUUCAACCGUCUGUCAAAGACUCUAAUGCUUAAACAGAGCUUAGUUGCUGAGUUGGCGUCUAUGCAAGAAACAUUCUUCAUCAUGAUUCAAAGGUUCUCUGACGGACUAAUCCAACACGCCAGUCUCAUGGCUGGAUCGAGCGCUCAAUUACCACCACCGUCACCUAGAGCACCAAGUACACUCCGAUCAGAUUCCAGUUUGGCUUUACGUGAUGCGACGUUGGCAUUUGCACCGCAAAUAUCAGUGAUUGGCGGUACACCUACUGGACCUGUGUCAAGAUCACGACAGCACUCGCAAUUAAUGGAUCCAUCAAGGAUGCCGCAGUCGGUCAAAGAGGAGGAUUUAGGGAUGAUUAAAUCUGGCAUUAUUAUUUGA